CGGGAACGGGGGUGGCGGCGCGUUCCGGGCGGCGGCGCGUUCCGUUCCGCCUUCCCCCCCCGCGCCCGCCCCGGGAGCGGCCUCAGCGGCGGCGGCGGCGACGGCAGGGCCCGGGGGCCGCUCCGGGCCGCGCCGGGCCGCGCCGGGCCACCCAUGGAGCCUCUCGCAGGCUGAUGCCCAGGAGCCGAGCCGGUGCCGCUGACCCGUCUGGCCUUGGCUAUGGACAUCGUCCUGUCGGAUUUUGUUCGCUCGACGGGGGCAGAGCCAGGGCUGGCCAGAGACCUCCUCGAAGGCAAGAACUGGGACCUGAGCGCGGCGCUGAGCGACUUCGAGCAGCUGCGGCAGGUGCACGCCGGGAGCCUCCCGCCCCCCUUCAGCGGGGCCCGGCCCCCCGAGCGCGAGCUGGCCCGGCCUGGGAGGCCCCCCCUGCAGCGCCAGGACGACCUGGUGCCAGAGAAGCGUUUGUCUCGAGGUAUCUCCCAUGCCAGCUCCACCAUCGUGUCCCUGGCUCGUUCCCACGUCUCCAGCAAUGGCAGCAGCAGUGAGCACCUGCUGGAGAUGCCCAUCUGCACCUUCCAGCUGCCCGACCUCACCGUGUACUCCGAGGAUUUCCGCAGCUUCAUCGAGCGGGAUCUCAUCGAGCAGUCCAUGCUGGUGGCACUGGAGCAGGCUGGGCGUCUCAACUGGUGGGUGACCGUGGAUCCGAGCUGCCAGCGCCUGCUGCCCCUGGCCACCACUGGUGAUGGGAAUUGCCUGCUCCACGCUGCCUCCCUGGGCAUGUGGGGCUUCCACGACCGGGAUCUCAUGCUCAGGAAAUCCCUGUACACCCUGAUGGACAAGGGGGUGGAGCGGGAGGCGCUGAGGCGGCGCUGGCGCUGGCAGCAAACCCAGCAGAACAAGGAGUCUGGCCUGGUUUACACAGAGGAGGAGUGGCAGAAGGAGUGGAAUGAGCUGAUCAAGCUGGCGUCCAGCGAGCCCCGCGUGCACUACGGCACCAACGGCGGCGGCUGCGGCGGGGUGGAGGGCUCAGAGGAGCCGGUGUACGAGAGCCUGGAGGAGUUCCACGUCUUUGUCCUGGCCCACGUGCUGAAGAGACCCAUUGUGGUGGUGGCAGACACGAUGCUGAGGGACUCAGGGGGUGAAGCUUUUGCCCCAAUUCCCUUUGGAGGGAUCUAUCUGCCCCUGGAAGUCCCAGCCAACAAAUGCCACAGGUCUCCACUGGUCCUGGCUUAUGACCAAGCUCAUUUUUCUGCCCUCGUCUCCAUGGAGCAGAAGGAAAACUCAAAAGAUCAAGCUGUGAUCCCCCUGACAGACUCUGAGCACAAGCUGCUGCCCGUGCACUUCGCCGUGGACCCCGGGAAGGAGUGGCAGUGGGGCAAGGACGACAGUGACAACGUCAAGCUGGCCAGCGUGACACUGUCACUGGAAGCCAAACUGCACCUGCUGCACAGCUACAUGAAUGUCAGAUGGAUCACGUUGCCUUGUGACAUGCAGGCGCCUCUGGCUCAGCCAGAAUCCCCCACGGCCUCCGCGGGCGACGACGCUCGCUCGGCUCCGGAGUCGGGCGAGUCGGACAAGGAGUCGGUGUGCAGCAGCUCUGCCAGCAACGGGGGCACCAGGGCAGGCAAGGACCGGGAGAAACCAAAGAAAGAGAGGGAAAAGGAGAAGGAGAAGGAUAAGAAACGGGCAGACUCGGUAGCCAACAAGCUGGGGAGCUUCGGGAAGACUCUGGGCAGCAAACUAAAAAAGAACAUGGGGGGCCUGAUGCACAGCAAAGCCGUGAAGGGCGGCGUGAGCAACGGCCAGGGAGACACCCUGGAGAAGAAGAAGAAAGGGUCCCUGAAGGCACGGAAGGACAGCAAAGAGGAGUGCUCCCCGGGAGAUUUGGCUCCUGCAGAGAAGACCUGUGCAGGCAAAGCAGCCCUGGAGAAGGCCUCGGAUCCCCACAAGUACAGCAGCGACGUGCGGCUCAGCCUGAGCAUCCUGCGCGCCGCCAUGCAGGGCGAGCGCAAGUUCAUCUUCGCCAGCCACCUCAAGACCAGCACCCGGCACCAGUUCCAGGAGGAGAUGAUCCAGAGGUACCUCCUGGAUGCUGAGGAGCGUUUCCUGGCGGAGCAGAGGCAGAAGGAGGCGGAGAAGAAGGCGCUGGGCAGCGCUGCCCCGGCCAAGAGGCCGGAAGGGGAGGUGGGUGCCCAGCGCAGCGAGGAGGCCAUGCCAAGCCCCGUGUUCUGCCAGCCACCCCCCACCUACCCCCCCCAGCCUCUGGAGCCGGCCGUGGCUGCUAAAAUAGCUGCAUUUCCAGCUGGCUAUUCUGGCGUUUUCACCUUCCCCAGGCCCUCCAUGGGCAGUGCUGAGGGGCUGCACCCGCCCGCGUGCCCCGAGGGCCGGCGGCAGCUGGCGGGGGGGCCCUGUGGGAGCCUCCCCCCCUAUGCCACCCUGCCCCGGCACCACCAGGGCCGGCUGGGCCCCUGCCCCCCCGGGCCUGCCCACCUGGGGCGGUUCUCCCCCACGGACAUGGAGAUCCAGCCUCCCUUCCCUUCGGAGUGCGAGGGCUCCGGCUGCCUCCCCCCACACAGCAACGGCUGCAGGGAGCUCCUCGAGCAGGACAAGGCAGGAACAGUGGAUAAAAUGAGAGGCCAAGCCCUGUACAACAUCCAGCAGACCAAGUGCAAACAGCCCAACUGCAGCUUUUACGGACACCCGGAGACUGGGAAUUUCUGUUCCUGCUGUUACAAGGAGGAGCUGCGGCGCAGGGAGCGCGAGGCGCUGGUGCACAGGUUCUGAGGCUCCCCCUGGGCACCCCCGGACCCCUGGCACGUGGGGAAUGCAAUAACACAGAUCCAGUUUGGUUUGAAACCCGCCCACGCUCCUCUCCCGCUCUGCAGGAGGUGGGCUGGGGGUGGCGUGGGGCUGGUGGGAUUGAUGGGGUGCAGGAGGGAGAGAGGGGGGAAACCAGCCCCUGCUUUCCUGGAGCCCCUGCAGGGGAGGAGAAGGAUUCCCAGGGGUGCCUGGGGACAGUGGGGGCUGCUCGAGUCGGAGCACAGGGUGAGGGGGGAGAAUUCCUCAAAAACUCAAUAAACCAGACCAAAGCUUUGGGAGUGGGCAGGGGGAGCAGCUCCCACCAGGUCCUUCCCGCUUCCUGACCACCUGGGACGGAGCAAAAAUGCCCCAUUUUGAGAGUCACAAACCUUUUAAUGGAGUUUUUUAACACUGGUUUUAUUCUGUAUUUUCUUCUUGCUGGUACUGAGCGACACCGUGUUGGAGUUGGACAUUGAUGAGGUGAGGUGGGUUGGAUUCCCCCCACCCAGUCCUGGAUGUCCCCGAGCACCAGGACAGGCUCAGGGCUCUGUCCCCUCCUCUCCUCCCCAUGAGCUGAACUCUGGUUGUAAAAUGUUGUUUUUAAACUCUUUUUUCUGAGGCAGGGGGAGCCAGGGGGACUCCCAGAGCUCAAGGGAUUGGAGGUUUCUCUUCCUGUGCAGAACCCCCAGCCCACAGGAGAGCUGAGGCGAGAUCCUGGGUCAGCAUCUCCUGCCAGGAAUUCCCAGUGGCCUGGGGCAAAUCCCCCAGGAAUAUCCACUGGAAAGGGGUCCCAGAGCACCCCCAGUGCCGGGGUGGAGCUGGGGGGUCACAGCCCCACGUAACUCCUACUUGAGCACAGCUACUCUGUACUACCUCUGAUCCUGAUUAACUCGGCUCCAUUGUGCUGAGCCACCAACUGACCUUUUAGGCUGCAGAAUUAAUCCAUAUUUUUGAUAACAGGGCUAAAAAAGCAGAACAUUAAGGUAAAAUCCUCCCGUGACUAAUGUUCCUGACCCCAUCCCAGCCCCCUGGCUCCCAGGGUGGGAUUCACUUUAGCACUGCGAUGUUUGCACAGAAUUCCUUGGGGUUUUUUUUUGUUUUGUUUUGGUUUUUGGUUUUUUUUUGGUAACUGCAGCUCCCAAACCUGGCCUGAUCCUGCACGAGGUGAGGUGCAGCAUUUCCUAUCACACGGAAAUAAAACAGGAGUUCUAUCCUUCAGCCAGAGCUUUACAACAUUCCCUCGUUUCUAUUUUUGGGUUGAUUUUCCAGAAGGCAUCAAACUAUGCAACCCCUUCCUGCCCAUGGCAGUUUCCAGGAGAAGGGAUGAGGCAGAGGAGCUGGAAGUGAGCUUGGGGGAUCACCCAACGCCUCAGACUUGGCUCUAAAAAUGUUAACUUAGCCCUAAAACCCCUGAGUUAAGACCUUUCCCACACGUAAAUGCCCCCAAAUUAGGCCUUUCCUGGUGGGAUCCAAAUGCUUUGAGCCCAGCCAGCAAAGCUCCUUGUCUGCAGAUUUUCAAAUCCAAAUUUCACACGCCCCAGGGAUGGUUUGACUCCGGUGUAAGUUGUUUUCACUGAUUUUAUAAAAUCCCUGAAGCUGUGGGAAGGGGAGGGUGUGACACCCACUGCAGCUGCCUCCUCUUACCUGGGAACAAAUUCCACUUUUCUCCCUCAAACUGCAGGAAUUCCACUGGACUUCAACCCCAGGCAGGCACGUGCAGUGCUGGUUAAGCAGCACAAGCUCUGCCCCCGCUUGGUUCACCCCAAAUUUGAAGCUGAGAUGGUUAAAACCCAACCCAAACCCUUCCCUAUUUAUGGACGCUUGGUUUUAAAUUCCACUUUCUGAUUGUUUAUUUUUCCCAAAAUCAGAGCAGCAGCUUUAUUUUGGUGUUGGGAAUAUCCUCUGGAGCAGGGAUGCCCCAGGGCACGGGAGGGCAGGGGGAGGUGAUGCUUCAGCACUCGGAUUUGGGGGAAUUUCUCUCCUCUUUGGUUGACUCCAUCCCUCUGGAGGCUGCACUUGGUGGGGAUGGGAAGCCCCCAGACCUGCUCGUUGGUGUUGUGGGAGGAGAGAGAGAGGGGAAAAAGCAGAAAACCUGCGGGAAAAGCAGCAGGGCUGGAGGGAAAACUCCAGAACUGGAGGAGAAGCACCAAACCUGCCCCCAGGAGGGAUUUCUCCACGGGGAGACUGUGGUGUGACCCCAGGGUCAAACUAAGUGCACUUACUGGUGUGGUUGGAAUUCAAAUCGCUGCCAUCGGAUCCUGGUGGAGGAGAAGUUUGUCUUUCAGCGCGUGUAAAACUCGUUAAUGAGGUUUGAUUUGAUUUUAUUAAAUGAGAUUCACCUUCGCCAUUCCCCGGCCCCUCGGCGGAGGAGCUGGGGCAGCUUUGGGUCUCACUAACGCGACACCGAGCGACCUGAAUUAAUUCUGCAGUGGUUUAUUCACAAAAAAAACUCCUUUUUUAAAAAUUAAUUCCAGAUUAAUUGGUGAUAUUUGGCCUCCUGGUGAACGGGGCCGGAGUGUUGCACUUGGGCUGUACCUGUGGCCUCGUUGUGGCACCACAGACUCAUUGACAAUAAAAACCUUCAGCUGAUGCA
Messenger RNA from Passer domesticus (house sparrow), 5392 nucleotides. RefSeq names its product OTU deubiquitinase 7B (gene OTUD7B). Gene Ontology annotation, biological process: protein K63-linked deubiquitination; protein deubiquitination involved in ubiquitin-dependent protein catabolic process; protein K11-linked deubiquitination. The transcript has 12 exons. Gene Ontology annotation, molecular function: DNA binding; cysteine-type deubiquitinase activity; zinc ion binding. Bases 220 to 2784 code for a protein of 854 amino acids. Lineage: Eukaryota; Metazoa; Chordata; Aves; Passeriformes; Passeridae. The record is from RefSeq and is a predicted model, not a curated record. Gene Ontology annotation, cellular component: cytoplasm; nucleus.